Ochotona curzoniae (black-lipped pika) is the source of this 3702-nucleotide messenger RNA. It is a transcript of the gene CFAP61, whose product is annotated as cilia and flagella associated protein 61. Lineage: Eukaryota; Metazoa; Chordata; Mammalia; Lagomorpha; Ochotonidae. The transcript has 26 exons. Bases 1 to 3702 code for a protein of 1233 amino acids. The record is from RefSeq and is a predicted model, not a curated record.
AUGUCAGUACUCACUUCUCCAAGAGGCAAGGUGGAAGUGGUUCACUGCCGAAGAACCGAGUCUCAGGAUAUUCACUGUAUCAGAAGCCUCAUUAGGAAAUUCACCCAGAAGCUGUUUGGGAAGUUUAAUAUCAUCUACCUCCUAGAAAAGGCAAACCUUGCCAUCACACUACACAAUGACAAGGAGGAGAUCAUGGCCCAGGCCACUUUCCUGGACUACCCCAACUGGGAUGUAGCAAAGCAGGACGACUGGGUGUCCGUGUUCCGGGAGCUUGACAGCGAGAUCCCCUGCACGCCUCUGAAUACACUUUUCAUGCACCUGUUUGUGGCCGUGGACGAGUAUUCCAUUGACUGUUGCAAAGAGAUUAUUCGCACUGUGUUUAAGGCUGUGCCAGAGCUGCACUUCAUAUUUCUCAUUGUGCCAUACUACAUGAGCCUAGGCUCAACUCUCAGCACCGUUUUUGACCAAGUAGGAAACGUCCCGUGUCUGACAUUCAAGGAGGACUUUGCGGUGCACAUCUGUCAUAGGCACAACCACUACCCUCAGCUGCACGUUCGCAAUGCAAGAGUGGAAGAUCAUGACAACCUCAUGCCCAUAUUUAUGCGCCACGACACCAUUCUGAAGGAGAUGUAUGGCGAAUACUUCCUGGCCGAACUCAUAGAGGCCCAAGAUGAAGAAAACCAUGCCGUUGUGUGUGAGGUGGAUGGCGAAGCUGUCGGCUUCAUGAGCGUGUGCUCACGGGUGAACAUGCAGCUACUGCAUGAGUGCUUCGACCUGAGGCCCUUCCACGGCCUCUGCAUCCCCCACCCAGAUGACAUCCUGGAUCUGCCGAAGGAGUUUAGCGUCGGAAGUCAAGAUACAGAGCUCAGCAGUAGCAGCCAGGAUUCCCAGCAAAUAGUGAAGGAGCCAUUUUCUCCAGAGCCCAGGGAGAGUAUCCAGAGAAAAGUGACAGAGGACGCCACAUCCGGGGAGCCUCCCCUAGCGAGCCACAGUGAAAAUACUAGCGACGUGGAGGACCUGGAAAUCACCAGUCAGCUGUCCACUGUGGAUGAGCAAACCCAGUACCUGGUCAGUAGGAGCUCAACAUAUGGCUCACUGCGCGAGGAGCCCGGCUACUUCCGGCCCAGCUACAAUGGUGCCCCUACCGCCUUUUGCAUUCAGCUGUUCUGUAUCGAUGAGAAACAUGCAGCAAGGUCACUGGAUUUUAUGAAUUUCGUUUUCAGUCUUUUUCCUGACAAGAACUUCUGCAUCAUUUCUCUGCCCCCCCUCACCCCGGAAUUCAACCUCAUCCAGAACUUCGUGAAGGCCGUGCCCUUCGACAGCUGCACCCUCCAGCAGGAUCUCUACGUCUUUAGUAGGGCUGGAUUGCUCAAGUCCAUUGAAAUAAGACUGGCUGCCCUGAGGGAUACUCCUGGUGUGGAAAACCUUGUCAGGACCCUCCUGCUGAGCAGGAGCCUUCUGGAAGAUCUGGCCCAAUACAACGAGGCUCGCCGAGAUCCUGAUGGAACACCUCUGCAGGCAUUCGUGGCCGAAGUUGCAGAAGAAAUUGUUGGUAUUGCUGUGAUCAGAAACGAAAUGGACAUAGAGUACAUCCGGUCACACUACAACAUUGAAGAUUUCAUCUACUUCAGUCACCACCAGCGAGAAGAGCACGGGCACUUGUACCACUUUGCCCUGAACCCCAUCUUCCGGCACUACACAAAGUUUUUUCUAAAGGAAAUCCUUCGCUUAGGCUACAAGUCAUGUCUCUACUACCCGAUUUAUCCACAGAGCAGAGAAGGCAAGUUCCAGAAACCCUACGCCCACUCGCUGACAUCUGCCCUGCACUACUUCGUGCCCGUUCGCCCACGACGACAGAUUGUCUAUCCCCUGGAAAAGCUUGGCAUAAACGCCCCAUCAAAGGCGGUCUCCAAGGAGCCGAUGAGUUAUGCCUUGAACCACACAAACAGAAAGCUGACAUUGGAGUCUAAAAUAACCGUCAAUGCCAGGAUCGUUGUGGUUGGUGCGUCCAGUGUGGGCAUCUCCUUCUUGGAGACACUGGUGUUCUGCUCGCACCUGAAGUUUAACAGCCUCACCCUGAUUUCAACUCAUGGACUCCCAGGGAAAAAACUUCUGGGCAGUGAACCAAGAAAAUUCCUAGCAAGCGACCACUGUUUUAAUGAUAAAGAUUAUGCACUGAUGUCCCUGUGCUCCUGGGUUAACGUGGUGGUGGGAAGAAUGACGGCCAUAGACCGGGUGGCCAAGCACGUGGUGGUUUCCCAGGAAGAUAUCGUACACUACGAUCACCUCAUCCUGUGUACGGGCCAGCAGUACCAGGUCCCAUGCCCCACGGGGGCUGACAUCAGCCAGCACCUGACGAACCGGGAGGUCCCCAACUUCAACAAACUGCGUUACACCGGCAAAGUUCCCUGCAACCUGUUCACACUCAACAGCGAGGAAGACUGCUUUAAGGCACUCACUUGGAUAAGGGACAAUUCCAUCACCGAGGAAGGGAACGUCAUUGUCUACGGGAACACUAUUGACGCCUACACCACAGUGGAGAUGCUCCUGCACCUGGGCGUGAAGGGCACCUGCGUCCACAUGGUGCAGCCCCCGCCCUCCUCCACUGUCACCUGCCUCAACAACUACUCAGUGGAAAGCGCAGUGGCCGAGGCGCUCAGAGCCGCUGGGGUCACGGUUCACGUGGAAGCGAUCCUGGCCCAAUGGAACGACGGCCACUCCCCAGACCCCAUCCACAGCGCCUCCUUCACCACGCCCACCAAGCCCUUCAGGCUCCCCUGCUCAAUGUUCUUCAGCUUUGGUGAGAAGAACGUGGAUUACGAAACCUUUAAAGCACUCAAUGAUGCCUGUCUGGUCUAUGAUGGCCGACUGGUGAUCGAUACCAACUUCCACACCAACGACAUUGCCAUCAGAGCUGCUGGCCCCCUCACCAAAUUCUCCAAUAGAUAUUAUUCCAAUGAGUGGACUCACAGCAACUUCAGCUCCAAAGAAAUCGGCUUUCAGCUGGCCGCGGCCAUGCUCAACCUCUUUGAUCCAACCCUUGAGCCUGUGACUGAGCCACCUGCUGAUCUUGACCGACUCAUCCCCAUGUACAAAGGAGCCAAGAUCAAAGGAGGCAUUCUUCCCGGCUCCUACCAUUAUCUGCACGUUGCCAAACCCGCCAUUCCAACUCCCUUGGAGGUCCAAAUGGCACAGUCUGAUUUUGGUUUGGAAAUAGUCACCGGUUCAGUGGAAAACGGGACGUAUUUCCGGAUCCAUAUUAACAAGUACAGGCUGGUGGAGAGCAUCACGUGCCUCUCUAAGAUGCCGUUCCCCACCUCCAACUACAUCCGCCUGUUCGGCCAGCACGAGCAGGUGCUCAACAACCUGUGCGUUCGCUAUGAGAACGAAAAGAUCACGGAUCUCUACAGCUACUUCACGGAGUCGUGGUGCAUGGCCCUCUUCCACGACCGCUUUAUUGAUCUCCGGAAAGAGCUCCGUCAGAUCAUCGCCUCCAAGAAGGAAGAAGCGCUUCCCUCCCUGGAGGAGCUGGCCAGGCAGAUUGAGGACGAGGAGCUGGAGCUGAGCGAGAAGCCGCAGCAGUACCUCCAGAGGGUCUUCGAGGACAGCAUCUACAAGCCCCUGGUGGAAAGGAGCAUCCUGGACUACCUGCACUACAACUACUACCACCUGCCCAUGUACGCUUGGCCAGGCGUGGUGUAG